AUGGAAGGUGAAUCUGCUGUUCUGUUCACUCUAUGGGAGAUCCAUUCACUAAAUGAGUUCAUUAAAUUUACUUUAAUUGGUAAACUUCAAUUGGGCCACCCAAAGAUGGAUCUUGUUAGAAAGUCUUUUGAUGAUAUUCAGUUCGGUGGUGCUUGGCAGCUUAAGCUGAUGGAUGGAAGAAACCUUAUAAUUAAAUUAUCUAAUGAUGAGGAUUAUUCCAGAAUCUUUGCCAAGCAAACUCUUUUGAUUGCUGGAACCCCCAUGAAAUUGUUGAAGGGGACACCUGGUUUUGACCCAAGUAAAGAGCCUCCUGUUGCGCCCAUAUGGUUUAAAUUGCCUAAUCUCCCUAUACAGUAUUAUAACCAAAAUGUUCUAUUCAGCAUUGAUAGGACACUUGGCUGUCCAUUGAAAGUGGAUGCUCUAACUUAUAAUUUGGCUUGGCCAGCUGGGGCUAGAGUGCUAGUGGAAAGAGACAUCACAUUACCAUAA
Phalaenopsis equestris is the source of this 489-nucleotide messenger RNA. RefSeq lists its product as uncharacterized. The record is from RefSeq and is a predicted model, not a curated record. The coding region runs from base 1 to 489 and encodes 162 amino acids. The transcript has a single exon. Lineage: Eukaryota; Viridiplantae; Streptophyta; Magnoliopsida; Asparagales; Orchidaceae.